This is a messenger RNA of Miniopterus natalensis, 861 nucleotides long. RefSeq names its product ankyrin repeat domain 37 (gene ANKRD37). Gene Ontology annotation, cellular component: cytoplasm. The record is from RefSeq and is a predicted model, not a curated record. Lineage: Eukaryota; Metazoa; Chordata; Mammalia; Chiroptera; Miniopteridae. Gene Ontology annotation, molecular function: protein binding.
GGCGCGGCGGCGACCGGCCGGCCCGCUGGCCCUGGCGAUCUUUAAAUGCUCCCGCACUUGGGCGGCUGGUGCACUUACCUGCCAGCCUGCAGCGAGGGCGCCCGCGCUCUGCACCCUCCAGGACUCCAGUCUCUUGCUUUAGGCGGGAAAUGCUGUUGCUUGAUUGCAACCCGGAGGCGGACAGUCUGCAGCAUCUGCUGGAGGCCGGCGCCUCGGUCAACGCACCCCCGGACCCCUGCGGGCAGGCGCCGGUGCCCCUGGCCGCAGGUGGCGGCCGUGCUUGCCUCCUGCUCUGGCAGCGGCAGAUGGGCGCGGACCUCAACCAGCAGGAUGCUUUUGGAGAAGCUCCACUCCACAAGGCAGCAAAAGUUGGAAGCCUGGAGUGCCUUAGCCUGCUCGUAGCCAGUGACGCCCAAACUGAUUUAUGUAAUAAGAAUGGGCAAACAGCCGAAGAUCUUGCUUGGUCAUAUGGAUUUCCAGAAUGUGCCAAGUUUCUUACAGCAAUUAAGCGUAUGCAAACAAAAAAACCAAGUGAACGAUCCGAUAGAGAUCACUGUGUUCCAGUGACCAGACAGAAACGAAGUUUCGGAAGUGCAGAAAAUACAAGCGGGAAAAGGAAGUGUUGGUAAGUCACUCAUAGUUUCUUCUUUCUUCCUCCUUCAAGGGUCUCUUAUUUGGCACAGAGUUUAUUGUUUCACUUAAAUAUUGGCAGUCUUAUUUCUAGUACGUCUUUUUCAUUCUUAUUAACACAUUUUGAGACUGGUUAUAGAAACUACUAGUAAUUUCUAGAAACCAAAGACUGUCCUCCAUGGUGGAAGGUUGGGAAACCACCUUUUAAAAAGGUCCUUAAUGUUAAUAUGU